AUGGCCGACGCACUAGACCUGGUUAAUAGGGACCCUAACAACAUCAACGACCAUCUUUCGUGUCAAUUCGAGGAUGUGUUGGCUGAACCCGAGGGCACACACAGUAUCGACUGUGUAUGGAAGCUGUCCUACACCUGCUUCAACCUGUGGAAGGGUCUUUGCUACAAGAUCUCCACACUCCUCUGUGGUAUCUGUAUCGCCGCACAAUGGGGCUGCCAGUUUGCCGAGGUCUCAUUCUACCAUGUCUGGUAUUUCACACCUUGCUUCAAGAUGAUGGACCUGAACUGCGGCUGUCUCAAGAAGAUCUGGCAACAGUGCAUCGGCUGCUGCAUGGAGCCGGUCUGUAUGGCCUGUGGCAUGCUCUUCCAUCAGUUUAAAAAGUGA
This is a messenger RNA of Mya arenaria, 384 nucleotides long. RefSeq names its product caveolin-3-like. Gene Ontology annotation, molecular function: molecular adaptor activity. The transcript is spliced from 2 exons. Lineage: Eukaryota; Metazoa; Mollusca; Bivalvia; Myida; Myidae. Bases 1 to 384 code for a protein of 127 amino acids. Gene Ontology annotation, cellular component: caveola. The record is from RefSeq and is a predicted model, not a curated record. Gene Ontology annotation, biological process: caveola assembly.